Ochotona princeps (American pika) is the source of this 886-nucleotide messenger RNA. It is a transcript of the gene INCA1, whose product is annotated as inhibitor of CDK, cyclin A1 interacting protein 1. Bases 166 to 870 code for a protein of 234 amino acids. Gene Ontology annotation, biological process: negative regulation of cyclin-dependent protein serine/threonine kinase activity; negative regulation of cell population proliferation. Lineage: Eukaryota; Metazoa; Chordata; Mammalia; Lagomorpha; Ochotonidae. Gene Ontology annotation, molecular function: cyclin binding; cyclin-dependent protein serine/threonine kinase inhibitor activity. Gene Ontology annotation, cellular component: cytoplasm. The record is from RefSeq and is a predicted model, not a curated record. The transcript is spliced from 7 exons.
GGCCGGGAGCGGCCGGGAGCGCUCGGGAGCGCUCGGGACUCCUCUUGUUAAAGGGGCAACGCUCCCGGACUGUGGGGCCCACCGAACGGGCACCUCGUCACCGAAGGGACGAGGCAGAAAGCACCAGUGAGGAAACUCAACUCAGUUACCCAGCCCUAUCCAGUCAUGCAGGUUCAGGAAGAUGCAGACAACCUCAUCCCUUUUGCCAAGUGUUCCAGGGUGGUCAGCCGAUGUCCAUCGCCCAGCUUGCCUUCCCAGAGCCUUGGACUUGGGCCUCAGCGUUACGGAGAUGCCUUCUGGGAGAACCUUAGUCAGAGGCCUAGCCCCACUUGGAUGGAGGAGGAGCACAUUCCACCCACGCUGAGUGCCACCGGUUGUGUCCAGCCUGACCUGUUCCCUCCUGACGGACUUCCACCCCCUGAGGUGCUUUGCAGAAGGAAGAGAAGGGGGCCACAUUUGACAGGGAUGCCACAAGGACCUGGCAACGUCCCUGCACGGGUCAAGGCUGUCACCCACCAUCUGGAGGAUCUAAGGAAGCGCCAGAGAACCAUCAAUGAACUGAAGGCGGCCCAGUGGGGCAGCUCCACGGCUGCGUCAGAGGCCCUGGUGCUGGACGGCGAGGGCCGUGGCUUCCCCAGCACCAGCGAGCGCCCGGCCCCGGGCGAGGAGAGGGCCACCGCCCCGUGGGAGCAGCACUGCUUCCUCAGCCCCGGCAGGGCCCAGCAGCUGUGGUCUCCCUGGCCUCCGCUGGGCCGGGAGGGCUCCUGCUCCUCCGGGCAGCUGGGCUCUCCGCCGUCCUGCACCACCUUCACGGCCCGGAGGAACCCCUUUAACAGCGCCUGCGGGGUGGAGAUGGAGUCUGAGGAGUGAGCAGAGGCCACCUGUC